Molecule: messenger RNA, 2919 nt
Organism: Oryza sativa Japonica Group (Japanese rice)
Lineage: Eukaryota; Viridiplantae; Streptophyta; Magnoliopsida; Poales; Poaceae
Source: RefSeq, a predicted model, not a curated record
AUUAAUUAAUUGCUCUUACGUACCCUUCCAUUUUCGGUGUAUAAAUAGGCAACCUCCAGUGGACAUGGCCUCUUCAGAGAUACAUAUACCAUCAACUCACGUAAUGGAUGUCCUCGUACUACUCAUCUCACUGAUCCUCCUGAUCGGAGGAAGCAGCGGUGCAAACAUGGCGGUUGCUGUGACCAAACCGUCCCCAACAGCGAUGGAGUAUUGGCAGAAAAAAUUCCCUGAGACACCCAUGCCCCCAGCCAUACUAGACCUGCUGACACCACUGCCUACAGCUGCAGAAGGACUCAAGGAAGUUUCUGUGUCAUAUGGAAGUGAAGGUAAAGAGGAGCCUAAGAAAGCAUUCCCCAUGGGACGAUAUAUGUUAGACAAGGAACGAGAAAUGACUUCAUGUAUAGAUAAAGCGGGACUAAAGGAAGUCUCCAUGACAUAUGGAAGUGAUGGUGAAGAGGAGCCAAGGAAAACAUUCUCUCAAGUAGGGUAUAUGUUAGAUAAGGAACGCAAGAAGUCUUCAGAUGUAGAUGAAGAUGGACUAAAGGAAGUCUCGGUGUCAUAUGGAAGUAAUGGCGAAGAGGAGACAAGCAAAACCUUUGCUAUGGGAGGAUUCAUGGCAGAUAAGGAAUGCGAAAUGUCCCUACAAGGAGAGAAAGAGGGACUAAAGGAAGUCUCGGUGUCAUAUGGACCAGAAGAUGAAGAUAAGAAAAGCAAAGUAUUCCCUGCAAAAAAUUGGUCAAACAAUGAAUACGAAAAGUAUUUACACAAAAGCGAAGCUACAGAGGGAUUGAAGGAAGUCUCUGUGUCAUACGGAAGUGAAGGUAAAGAGGAGCCGAGGAAAGCAUUCCCCAUGGGACAAUAUAUGUUAGACAAGGAACGAGAAAUGACUUCACACACAGAUAAAGAUGGUCUAAGGGAAGUUUCGGUGUCAUAUGGAAGUAAAGGUGAAGUGGUGACUCGGAAAGCAUUUCCCAUGGAACGAUACGUGCUAGACAAAGAACCUAAAAGGAAUCUGCACAGAAACAAAGAUGAACUUAGAGAAGUCUCGGUGUUGUAUGGCUCAAAAGGGAAGCUAAAAAAUUUGUUCCCCACUGGGUAUGGACAUAAGAAACAUAAGCAUGCAAAUGAAGCAGAUCUAAAGGAGGUCUCAGUGUCGUAUGGAAGUAACGAUGAAGAGAAGCCAAGGAAAGCAUUCCUUAGAGGAGGGCUUUUUUUAGGCAAUGAAUAUGAAAAGUCUGUACACAUAGACAAAGAGGACCUCAAAGAAGUCUCAGUGUCAUAUGGCUCAAAUGUGAAACUAAGCAAUUUGUUCCCAACAGGGUAUGCACAUCAGAAAUAUAUAUUAACAAGCGGAGCUGGACUAAAGGAAGUCUCCGUGACAUAUGGAAGUGAUGGUGAAGAGGAGCCAAGGAAAACAUUCUCUAAAGUAGGGUAUAUGUUAGAUAAGGAAUGCAAGAAGUCUUCAGAUGUAGACGAAGGGGGACUAAAGGAAGUCUCGGUGUCAUAUGGAAGUAAUGGUGAAGAGGAGACCAGCAAAACCACUCCUAUGGGAGGAUACAUGGUAGAUAUGAAAAACGAAAAGUCUCUGCAAGCAGAGAAAGAUGGACUAAAGGAAGUCUCGGUGUCAUAUGGAAGUAAUGGUGAAGAGGAUACAAGCAAAACCUUUGCUAUGGGAGGAUACAUGGUUGAUAACGAACGUGAAAUGUCUCUACAAGGACAGAAAGUUGCAUUGGGACUAAAAGAAGUCUCGGUGUCAUAUGGAAGUAAUGAUGAAGAGGAGACAAGAAAAAUCAUUCCUAUGAAAGGAUACAUGGAAGACAGGGAACACGAAAAGUCCCUACAAGCGGAGAAAGAGGAACUCAAAGAAGUUUCAGUGUCAUAUGGCCAUGAAGUAAAACUAAGCAAUUUGUUCCCUACGAGAUUCGGACAUAAGAAUUAUCAACACACAUUCGAAGGAAUGGAUCAUGGACGCCAUGUUCACGCACACGGCAACAAGAUGCAGCAACUGGCCGACGUCUUCUUCUUCCGCGACGCCCUCCGGCCGGGCUCCGUCAUCACGCCGACCAUCCCGCCGACGACCUCGCUGCCGGCCUUCCUCCCUCGCCACGUCGCCGACGCCAUCCCGUUCUCCGCCGACCGCUUUGCCGACGUCCUCGCCAUGUUCGCGCCGGCGUCCCUCGCCAUGGCGCGCGAGAUACGGUGGGCGCUCGACACCUGCGGCCAGCGGGCGGCGGCGCUGCUCCCGGGCGAGAAGGCCGGCUGCGCCACCUCCCUCGAGUCGCUCGCCGACCUCGCCGCGUCGCUCCUCGGGACGCGCGACGUCCGCGCGUUCUCCGCCGCCGACCUUCCCACCGACGCCGCGACCACGCCGGCGCGGCGCGGGAGGUACAACGUGACGUCCGUGCGGGAGCUCUCGGCGAUGGCUGGUUCCGGUUCGUCGUCGUCGUCGGAGCCGGCGCCGGCUGCCGUCGUGGCGUGCCACGACCUGACGUACCCGUACGCCGUGUUCUACUGCCACAGUACCAAGCCGACCGCCGCGUACGCGGUGACGCUGGUGGCGGCGACCACCGGGGACGGCGACGGCGAAGGCGAGGCGGCCUCGCCGGCGAAGAUGGAGGCGCUCGCCGUGUGCCACCUGGACACGUCGCGGUGGAGGGCGGACAACCCGUUCUUCGUGGCGCACGGCGUCAAGCCGGGGGAGGUGUCCGUGUGCCACUUCCUCACCAAGCUCAGCAUCGUCUGGGUCCCACGCCACGAGCAGGGGGGCCCACGCGCAGCAGCUUAAUCAUCAUCGAUGAUGUAAACAAGCUCUACAACCUAAAGUGAACAAUUUGGCGUGGUUUGUGCGUAAUUUGCAGCAACGGUCGAUCGAGCUAUCUACUUAUAUAGUAUGUAAAAAGUGAAUAAUUCAGUUUGUCA